AUGUAUACGCACAGAGAGAACAGGGGCCCAGCAACCAAAGGAGAUAUACUGACAAGAUCCUCGACCUGCAGUAUUCGCCACGACAGCAUCAUUCGCGGCCGGACCAACCGCAGAGAAACCGACACAAUACGGGCUCUCAAAGUAAACCUUGCAAGUCUGAUGGUUGAAAAAUCGAAACACGUUGACAACGAGAUGGACAAAGUGAUGCGUGAGAUCGUGCCAAGACCUGCAAGCGGACACGUUCCGCGAAUCGGUUCCCCUUGGUCUAUCUAUCCAGACGGUGCCGCCCGCGAUGGUCAAGUCGUCGGGUUCGUCGAUGUCGAUCAUGUUCCCAGGUCCUUCUCAGGCGUGAUGGAAAUUGAAAAAAGUGACACCGGCCAAGUCGAGGGUCCAGCCGCCGGAGAAGAGCCAGAGGACUGUAUCAUCGCUUGGGGAUAG
This is a messenger RNA of Letharia columbiana, 438 nucleotides long. RefSeq lists its product as uncharacterized. The transcript has a single exon. Bases 1 to 438 code for a protein of 145 amino acids. Lineage: Eukaryota; Fungi; Ascomycota; Lecanoromycetes; Lecanorales; Parmeliaceae. The record is from RefSeq and is a predicted model, not a curated record.